This is a messenger RNA of Rubroshorea leprosula, 2942 nucleotides long. The record is from the annotation of a GenBank genome assembly. Lineage: Eukaryota; Viridiplantae; Streptophyta; Magnoliopsida; Malvales; Dipterocarpaceae.
AAAAAAAAAAAAAAAGGGUAACAUGUUUAGCAAUUACUUGCUGCAGCAUUUGCAACAGAGGAAUCCUUCCUGGUUGAGUAAGCAAGGGGUAACACUUUUGGUGCUUGAAAUUGUGAACUACCGCCUUCUUCCACUCUACAGGUACCAGGGAAAAUGCAAAACCUUGAUGUAUGAUGUUACAAAAAUAAUUUCCACAUUAAAAGGGAAACGUGGAGAUCAUCGUGUCUUUAGGUUGGCUGAGAACUUGUGUAUGAAUCUAAUUUUAUCAUUGAGAGAUUUCUUCUCAGUGAAAAGGGAUGGAAAGGGUCCCACGGAAUUUACAGAAACUUUGAACCGAAUAACAAUAAUCACUCUUGCCAUAACCAUUAAAACACGUGGAAUUGCAGAUGCUGAUCAUUUACCUUACCUUCAAGCUAUGUUGGAACAGAUAAUGGCAACUAGCAAUCAUACAUGGUCGGAGAAAACGCUACGCUAUUUCCCUUCUCUUCUUCGUGAUGCCUUGGUUGGGCACAUGGAUAAGAGGGGCAUGGCAAUUCAAGCCUGGCAACAGGCAGAAACAACAGUGAUUAACCAAUGCACUCAACUUCUCUCACCAUCUUCUGAUCCUAAUUAUGUUAUGACCUAUAUAAGUCAUAGUUUUCCUCAACACCGGCACUAUCUAUGUGCUGGGGCAUGGAUACUGAUGAUGCAGGGCCACCCUGAAAGCAUUAACAGCACAAACCUGGCACGAGUUUUGAGAGAAUUUUCCCCAGAAGAAGUAACUGCUAAUAUAUACACAAUGGUGGAUGUUUUACUUCAUCACAUUCAUGUGGAGAUUCAGCAUGGGCAUCUCUUGCAGGAACUUGUUUUAAAAACCUGUGCAAACCUUGUAUUUUUUGUUUGGACGCAUGAGUUGAUUCCUUUGGAUAUUCUGCUAUUGGCACUCAUGGACCGGGAUGAUGAUCCACAUGCUUUACGGAUUUUGAUAUGUUUACUUGAAAGGCAAGAGCUUCAACAAAGGGUGAAUGUAUAUUGUAUGAACCGUGGCCCCCCUGAGCAUUGGCUUUUCACUGGAGUUCUCAAGCGUGCUGAGCUGCAAAAGGCCCUUGGGAAUCAUCUCUCUUGGAAGGAGAGGUAUCCUACAUUCUUUGAUGAUAUUGCAGCACGUUUGCUUCCAGUCAUCCCCCUAAUUGUCUAUAGACUUAUUGAGAAUGAUGCUAUAGAUCCAGCUGACAGAGUUCUGGCACUUUAUUCCUCAUUUCUAGCAUACCACCCUUUAAGAUUUACAUUUGUUCGUGAUAUACUUGCAUACUUUUAUGGUCAUCUUCCAGGGAAGCUUAUAAUGCGAAUAUUGAAAGUUCUUGAUAUCAGCAAGAUCCCAUUUUCAGAGUCUUUCCCACAGCACAUCAGUUCGUCAAAUCCAGCAAUUUGCCCACCUCCAGAGUAUUUUGCAACUCUUUUGUUGGGACUUGUAAAUAAUGUAAUACCUCCAUUAAAUAGCAACUCAAAAUCUGGUUCAAUGGGAGAUUCUUCAAAUAAUUCAAUGCGUGGCCCUCAUAGCAAAACUCCUUCAACUUCUCAGGCUGGGCCAGCAAAUGCUUCUGAGGGUCAAAAGGCAUUCUAUCAAAUUCAAGACCCUGGAACAUAUACCCAACUAGUUCUUGAAACUGCUGUUAUCGAGAUACUUUCUCUUCCUGUGUCUAUUUCUCAGACUGUGUCAUCACUAGUUCAAAUUAUUGUUAACAUACAGCCAACUCUGAUUCAAUCUAGUAAUGGCCUACAUGGAGCUUCAAAUAGUGUUGGGCAGGGUUCAGUUCUUCCAACAUCCCCAUCAGGGGGUAGCACAGAUUCCUUAAGUGCAAGCAGAUCAAAUGCUUCAGCUUCAGGGAUCAAUACUUCUAGUUUUGUUUCAAGAAGUGGUUAUACAUGUCAACAACUAUCGUGCUUAUUAAUCCAAGCUUGUGGUUUGCUAUUGGCCCAACUCCCACCUGAGUUUCAUUCACAACUUUAUUUUGAGGCAUCUAGUGUAAUAAAAGAAAGUUGGUGGCUCACUGAUGGGAAAAGGUCACUGGGUGAACUGGACUCUGCUGUUGGUUAUGUUUUGUUGGAUCCAACAUGGGCUUCCCAGGAUAAUACCUCAACAGCCAUUGGAAACAUAGUUGCACUGCUUCACUCUUUCUUUAGUAACCUCCCUCAGGAAUGGCUAGAUGGGACACAUGUCAUCAUUAAACAUCUCAGGCCAGUCACAUCAGUUGCAAUGUUGAGAAUAGCAUUCCGUAUAAUGGGUCCACUGCUCCCAAGACUCUCCAAUGCUCACAAUCUUUUCAACAAGAUUCUGUCAUUGCUUUUGAAUAUGAUGGUGGAUGUAUUUGGGAAAAACUCACAGCCACCAGUUCCGGUGGAAGCAUCAGAAAUUGCUGAUCUCAUUGACUUCCUUCAUCACAUCAUUCACUACGAAGGGCAAGGAGGACCCGUGCAGGCUACCAGCAAGCCUCGACCAGAGGUUUUGGCUCUUUGCAGUAAAGUGGCAGAAAGUCUACGACCUGAUGUUCAGCAUCUUCUAUCCCACUUGAAACCUGAUAUAAACUCAUCAAUAUAUGCUGCCACCCACCCGAAGCUGGUUCAAAAUCCAUGAUUGACACUAGUAAAACUGGUCCACAUGCUUCCCAAGUUGGGCAGGCUUGGGAGUCAAGAUGCUUUUAGCCAACAAGCUUUUUCAUCUGGGUUCAUAAACCAUGAAUUCUUUGCAUUUUUAUGACAUUGUGCUUUGCACCAUGGUUAAAGCAGUAGAGGCACUGUGGCUUUUUAGUUUUAGGUCAAAUUAACAGAGAAAAUCAUAAACACUCUUCUAAAUGACGUUCAGAACAUGAACUGAUGUUUUAUUAGGUACACCAAAAUACAUUCUGAAAUAUAAAGUGUAUACGUGUGUAGGUUUGUUUAAACAUUAAAUUUCUUUUAGAUGC